This is a messenger RNA of Oldenlandia corymbosa var. corymbosa, 1797 nucleotides long. Lineage: Eukaryota; Viridiplantae; Streptophyta; Magnoliopsida; Gentianales; Rubiaceae. The record is from the annotation of a GenBank genome assembly.
AUGGCGGAGCAACCACCAAUGAAGCGAUCCACAACCCUAAAUGACCUCCCAAACAACCUCCUCAUCCAUAUCCUGUCGUUCCUGCCGAUCCUCUCCGCCAUUGAAACUAGCUAUAUAUCUCGAAAAUGGCGGAAUUUGUGGCAUUCCCUUCCUUUCCUCCAUUUCGACGCCACCAAGUUCGACUGUAAUUACUCCUCCGUCCCUGAAUACCACCAACGCUUCGCCGAAUUCAUCACUCAGGCCCUCCUCAACCGCCCCACCACCAUCCCUCUUCGCGGUUUCCGAUUGACUUUCUAUUACUCUUUCAAUCACCGCCACAGAUCCUUGGUUUCUUCUUACAUCCGCUAUGCCCUUGAUUGCAAAGUCGAUGUUAUCGAUCUCGAUUUCGACGUCGUAGUUAAUAAUAAUAGUGAUGAUGACGACAACCAAAAAUAUGGAGAAAGCGGCUCCAAACCACUGUAUGGUUUCCAUUUGUGUGAUCUCAGAAACAGGUCUGUCAAGCGUUUGUCGUUAUGCCGCUGUGAACUUAUUAUACCUUCCAACGACCGGAUUCGACUUGAGUCUCUCCGGGAUUUAGAUCUCUGGAAGAGGAAGUUCAGGGUCAUCUCUGAAUCUCUUAGGUUCUUGCAUUUGAGAUUUUAUUUUGCUGUGACUGAUGAAGAAAUGGAAUCCUCCAUUGAGAUACGCACGCCAAACUUGGCCAAACUAAAAAUAUACCACUUUUAUGUGGCGCAUUAUACUGGGGACCUAUCCUCUGUGGUUGAGGCAGAUCUGUGGUUCACUGAGGACUUGGAUUAUUCUCAAAAGUGCUGGAGCAGUGCCAUGAACUUGUUAAGGGGUGUCAAGAAUCUCUCUGUUCAAAAUAAGUGGCUACGGUUUAUGCAUUCGAAGAUCAUGUCCAAUGAAUGCUUUGAACUUAAAAGUCUCAAACAUUUGGAGCUAUCCACUGGGUUUACCAACGGUGAUAUCUUGGGGUUAUCUUUAUUGCUCAAACAAUCCCCAGUUCUGGAGACCCUGGUGCUUGAUUACGCCUACCAGACAGAAGCAGAUGUUAGUGCACUGCUGUUCCCACAAUUUGUUAUUGACAUUAUGUGAAAUGCUUUACUUUACUCUAAUAUGCUUAAAAGGAAUUUGUUUUCAGGGAAGCUUCUUCGAGAAAUUUAACGCAUGUAAGUACUAUUUUGAAACUCCUAGUAGUCUCCAGGAGGUCACAUUGAAGGGAUUCAGUUAUACCAAAGCCGAAUGCUACCUUUUGGUCCUCUUUACAACCCAAGAGUUGCCUUUAAAGAAGGUUGUUUUGAUACCUGCAACUGUUGGGGAGGAAUCUAAGAGUGGACCUAUCAUUCUAGAUCCAACGUCAGACAACUGGACUUCGAUUCUCGCUUCAUUGGUGGCGACGAAAUUGAUGCUGAGGAGGGUUUGAAUGAAGUAUUGUUAUUGAUGCGUUCAUGUUUGACAUGCGGGUAUAGUCACAUAAAAUACUCCAAAUUUUGGAACCAAAAGAAAAAUGAUGUUGAAGUAUGACUGAGGAAGUCUAGUUUUUGCAUUAGUCAUGGAGUGAAAUCAGAUUGUAAUGGUCUACUGACUCAAAUCUCUGGUGUUGGCUCUUAUGAUUUCUCAUUGCUAUGCAGUACUACUAGGAAGCAGCAGCAAGUCGAUAAAAGUGAAUCUUUCCAUUUUGUUACUUUUAACUGCUGUACGUUCUCUUAUUAUUUCACUGCAAAGAAGAUUGGUGCAGUGCAAAAGUUAUUGGAUAUAAACUGUUGGAACGAAUUAAUACCCCAACAUGGAACGAAG